UUAAUAACAACUCCACAGUAAUGACGAUGAUCUACGGCACCACGACCACCCCAUUCCCAUCCCCAGCAGCAGCUUCCCCGUCCUCCUCCGUCAGGGCCAGGGUCCCGGUCGGCCUUCCCCCCCGGCCCCUUCCUCCGCUUCGCUGCGCAUCCUCCUCAGGAAUGGAGCCCGGCGCUGGCACUGCCCUGUACCCUCUGCACCGCUGCAAAACCAUUUACCUGGUCAGGCACGCCCAGGGCAUUCACAAUGUCGCAGGCGAGAAGGAUUUCAACGCCUACAAGUCGCAUGACCUCUUCGAUGCGCAGCUCACUCCUCUGGGUUGGAGCCAAGUUGAUGGUCUGCGGGAGCACGUGAAGAAAAGUGGACUUGCAAAAAAAAUCGAGCUCGUUAUCACUUCCCCUUUGCUGAGGACUAUGCAAACUGCAGUGGGGGUCUUUGGUGGUGAAAACUAUACUGAUGGUGUAAAUGCACCACCACUAAUGGUUGAAAAUGCUGGACACAGUGGACGUCGGGCGAUUUCAAGUUUGAACUGCCCACCAUUUCUUGCUGUUGAAACCUGUAGAGAGCACUUGGGUGUCCAUCCCUGUGACAAGAGGAGGAGCAUAACAGAAUACCGGCCUCUCUUUCCUGCUAUUGACUUUUCAUUGAUAGAAAACGAUGAAGAUGUUCUUUGGGAACCAGAUGUUAGAGAAGCAAAUGAGUCUGUGGGGCUGAGGGGUAUGAAGUUCAUUGACUGGUUAUGGACAAGAGAAGAGAAGGAGAUAGCUAUUGUCAGUCAUAGUGGCUUCUUGUAUCAUACCUUGAACAUGUACAGCAAGGAGUGUCAUCCAACCAUAAGAGACGAAGUUGGCAAGCACUUUGCAAACUGUGAGCUCCGGUCGAUGGUGUUGGUUGACAGGAGUAUGCUUGGGUCGGAUUCCCCGAGUUUCAACUACCCUGGCAAGAUUCCAGCCGGACUCGAUCUUCCUAGCGACGUUGCAGACGAGAAGCAUCUUGAGGAAGCUCAGAAGAACUGAUGAGCCUGUCUGAGGCUGUUGAGCAUUGAUGCCUUGAUUCUUUUAUCAACUCACUCUGACCCUGUUCAAGUUUGUGUUGAAGAAGACAAAGCUAAACAAUCUCUACAGAUAGGACUUACGGGUUGUUAAUUGAGCAUGAAUUACGGAAUGUAUUACGUCUGUUAUGUAUUACGAAAUGUAUUGCGUCUGUUAUGUCAGCCCAUAUUGAAAUUCAGGGUAUUGAAAUCCAUAGCAAUAAUACCUACGGUACAUGACAAAAUUCUCUUGGUUGCUUGUGUUGUUCUAGGAUGAUACCCAAGAGUUGCAUAUCUGAUUUCUGUUGGAUGGUGAUAGAAAUGAUGUGUGGUUUGUUCAUCUUAA
Molecule: messenger RNA, 1376 nt
Organism: Setaria italica (foxtail millet)
Lineage: Eukaryota; Viridiplantae; Streptophyta; Magnoliopsida; Poales; Poaceae
Product: phosphoglycerate mutase-like protein 1
Exons: 10
Coding region: 21-1016 (331 amino acids)
Cellular component (GO): cytoplasm
Molecular function (GO): phosphatase activity
Source: RefSeq, a predicted model, not a curated record